AUACAUACACCUUACUCUUCAUGGCUUCCAAAUCCGACUCUACAAGGCCAUCGGCCCGUCGGGCAUCUUCUCAUCCAAAGUCUUCUAGACAGCAGUUUAGUGCAUGCGGAGCCUGUCGGAUGCGAAGAGUGCGCUGUGAUCUUAAAGACCUUCAAGCCGCGAAUCCCUCAGCGGGUUACUCGGUCUGUUCCAACUGUCAAGAGCGAGGUCUCCGAUGCGUAGACGAAUUUGCGGAAGUAAAAGCUGUCAAACUCUUACGGCGUGGUCGCCGAUUGCAGCAAGUCGAAGCUGUGUAUGGCAAACCUGUCAUUGAUGAUGAGCGACGGUUUAUGUCAUUGGCUACCGGCGUACCCCAAUCAAGCUUAAUUCCAAGGCUCCGUCCUGAAUUUCUUUCGUCCUCGUUCUUUCAAGCGUUCCUCACCCAACGCCCGAUCAUCGACCCCCUCGAAUUUUCCUGGCGGUUGUGCGAGGCACACAAUGGCAAUCCGAACGCCCUGGGUAACACAGGCCAAUUACUUUGUAUGGUCCUUGCAGCUUGGGCAGCAAGCUUUGGUGUCAAUGAGGCGGGUGACUCCGAACCUCACACUGGUGCCCAAGCCGUGCGAGUAAGGAAAGAACGCACUAAUCUAAUGGUCCGAGAACUCUUGCAACUAAUCGACGCACACGGCCUGCUGAGGAAGCCUACAUGGGAUGGAGUGCGCGUCUUAUUGCUCGUUAUGCCCCUGACGGAGGACGUGCAGCCGCCAAUGGAAAGACUAGCCAUGUACGAAGCGGCAAUCAACCAGGUGUAUACUUUGUGCAGUCUGGCAUCCGUAACCUCCGUCAACAGCGGUCAAGGCGAGUACGUAGACGCCGUCGUACGGGCGCGUAUUUUUUGGUAUGCACAUGUUCAUGAAGGUGUCACCACUGGCCUCCGAGGAGGCCGCUUAUUAUUAGCGGAAGACGACCUCAGCGCCUUCCAGGCAACGCUUCCGCCCGUCAAUACACAUGCACCCCAGGCCGCCCUGAGCUUCGCAUUUGCGCUUCGCUAUGCGAGAAUUCCCCUGCACCUUUCAGGAAUCUGUCGGAAAGUGCAUGCUUCCCUGACUGGGCCGAAGGCGCGUCAGGCGAAUGAAGUUGACGCAACAAGCCUAUAUGAUGCAUGGGAAUCACUCAGCGGUGCUUGGGAUGACCUUGAGGCAUUGCGGCAUCAUGGAACCGGAGAUUUCCUCCAACCACAAGAAGUGGACAGGUUCGUGAACGGAUGGCAGAUCUUAAUAUUUGAGUGCUUCAAUGUCAUUCGGGAGGCCCUGAAGCAACGUCUAGUAGAUUGCUGCAAAUCCGGUGAAACCGCCGUUUUCCCUGACGGAAGUGUCAUUCGAUCCCCCAGAAUGACUCAGGUCACACAACUGCAUUCACUAGCUGAGAACAAAUGCCAACAUUUCGCACACCUUGUAAUCAACAUUGCCCGCAGGCAUAUUGGUAGCUCGUUCUUUGAAUAUGAUGCAUCACUAGUACGCGACGGUUGCUUCCUUGCAGGUGUUCUGCUCGCGGGAGACUCCGGGACUGAAGAGGAACUAAAUACGUGCCUUCAAGCUCUUCGGGAUAUGCGGUGGGCAUUUUCGAAGAGUGACGAGCGCGAGCAUACACUCAAGAUGGUCUGGGAACAACGACUGACCGCGGAUACUUUAAGAAGAGAAGACGGCGAGCUUCGUCGAAGUAAUCCUUCUCAACACGACUCGUCCUCGGGGCCUUCUCCAUUCACUAGCUCGAACUCGACUCCAGAAAGCCGCUUGCGCCAUCCACCACCGCCUUUACUGAUCGCACACGCGUCGGGCACGUUGCACGAUUCUGCGCCAAACACUGCCGUUACUGACGAUGGCUGGAUGUCGAAUCUCUCUUACGGCACGAGCUCGCACCGCUCAUCAUCUGGCUCGCCUCCAUUCGUUGCUGCUGUUCAGAAGACGGAAACGAUUGAACCGGCUUUGAUGCCCAUUUUCUAUCCACAAGCAAUGACAGAUAUGGACACGUUUGCAUACUCGGUCGUUCCAAGUGCAUCCGUGUCACCGCCUCGGUCACCACACGAUUUCACACCGCCACGGUCGUCGACUGGUAUGUCAACGUCGUCGGUCACCUACCCGGAGAACACAUACUUUGAUUCGACUACUGGGACGACCCAAUUGUUCACCAUCUCGUCGCCUGGAUCGGCCCGCGGAGCCGUUGAUGGGACUGUUAGUGGCUCUUUGCCAUCCGACAAGGGUGGCUCAUAUCCUGUCAAUUACAACGCUAGUCAGUUCUACGUUACCCCAUGACAUUGAGCCAAUAGCUCGCAAUGGACCCCACUUUCCCCGAACAGACAUUUUGGACUUCUUUCCAUGCUUUAUCAGACAAUUAUGGCUUAGACAUUCACACACAUUUUUUUGCUUCUCGUGAUCAACUGUUAUCCCUUACACUUUAAUAGUCUUGUAUUCACAAUUGCUCUGUCAUUGCGACCCGACCCGUUUCUUGUACGAGCUUAAUUAUCACGUACGGGCGUGAGUAUCAUCAUAAUUAUCCCCUUCCAUUA
Fomitiporia mediterranea MF3/22 is the source of this 2545-nucleotide messenger RNA. RefSeq lists its product as uncharacterized. Gene Ontology annotation, molecular function: zinc ion binding; DNA-binding transcription factor activity, RNA polymerase II-specific. The record is from RefSeq and is a predicted model, not a curated record. Lineage: Eukaryota; Fungi; Basidiomycota; Agaricomycetes; Hymenochaetales; Hymenochaetaceae. Gene Ontology annotation, biological process: regulation of DNA-templated transcription. The transcript is spliced from 11 exons. The coding region runs from base 21 to 2291 and encodes 756 amino acids.